AUGCACCCCGUACAAACUAACCAGGGGCGUAAGCGCAGCCGCACACAAGUGCGACAGGCAGAAGAAGUGUCAAAAGAUGAAAUGGACGCGUCGGUGGCGGCUUUUAGUUGGUCGCGGUGGCUGAAUAAGUUUUGGCCCAAACAGCUGCAGAACCGACGCCCGCGGGAUCUCCGUUUCCCUCUGGAUUUAGGCAUCCGCGAGACACCGACGGAAGCCAACCGCAACCUCAGUGUGACCACUUCCCGGGUCUCCAGACGGGGAAUUUUGACCGAGGACACGGCUAGUAGCAAUGUGAACCCGGCGGUGCAGUACCAUCACCUCGCCGCUAGAUGGGUGUCCAACCUGGAGAACCGCCGCAGCUCCUGGGCGGCGCUGGCCAGCAGAGGGCACAACAACAACCUGUACUGGGAAGACAGCGGGCAAAGCGGCGGGGGUGAAGGCCGUGGGUCAGGUGGAGGAGCCAGGCAGGCAGGGGUGUCUAAUAUCGGUGUUGUGUGCGCCGCAGCCGUGGCUCUCUGCCUGAAGAAAGACCAUGAUAGCAAAGGUGAUGCUCUUCUGGAGGCAGCCAGGACCAAUAACUCUCACGAUGUGACCAGGUUGAUAAAAGAGGGGGUGGAUCCAAAUCACCGCCACCGUCUGGGUUGGACCGCUCUCAUGGUGGCCGCCAUGAACCGACAACACAGUGUGGUGAAGGUUCUGCUCGAAGCCGGUGCCGACCCAAAUGCCGGAGAUGACUUCAGCAACGUCUAUGACACCUCACGGGAGAAAGGCAUCCACUCACUGGAAGUCCUGGUUUCUAGAGAGGACAAAUUCAGCAGCAGGCUCAGCAGCAGGGCUGAUUUCCGUGGUUGCACAGCGCUUCACUACGCCACACUGGCUGAUGACCCACACACCGUUCACAUGCUGCUGGAGGCUGGUGCCAACCCCCUGCAGACCAAUGGUUUGGGGCACACAGCACGGGCCUACGCUAAGGAGGGAGAAGUGAACACUGUACUGCAGGAGUGGGAGGGCAAGUUCCAGGAGGCACAGGCCCGACGGGAGGCGGAGGAGAGGAGGAGGUUCCCUCUGGAGAGGAGGCUGAAGGAACACAUCAUUGGCCAGGAGGGGGCCAUCAACAUUGUGGCCUCAGCCAUCAGGAGGAAGGAAAAUGGCUGGUACGAUGAAGAGCAUCCUCUUGUAUUCCUCUUCCUUGGCUCAUCAGGAAUCGGAAAGACAGAGCUGGCCAAACAGGUGGCUCGCUACAUGCACAAGGACAUUAAAAAGGGCUUCAUCCGCAUGGACAUGUCUGAGUUCCAGGAAAAACACGAGGUGGCAAAGUUCAUCGGCUCCCCGCCGGGUUAUGUGGGACAUGAAGAAGGGGGUCAGCUGACCAAGUUGUUGAAGGCGUGUCCCAAUGCCGUCGUCCUGUUUGAUGAAGUGGAUAAGGCCCACCCUGAUGUUCUUACCAUCAUGCUGCAGCUCUUCGAUGAGGGUCGUCUCACAGACGGCAAGGGGAAGACCAUCGAAUGUAAGGACGCCAUCUUCAUCAUGACGUCCAAUGUAGCAAGUGAGGAAAUUGCCCAGCAUGCAUUGCAGCUCCGCAAGGAAGCUGAGGAGGUCAGCCGCAGAAAGCUGUCGGACAACUUCGAGGAUGUACAGAAAAGUGAUGACAUCGAAAUCUCCCGACAGUUUAAAGAGUCUGUGAUUCGACCAAUCCUGAAGGCUCAUUUCCGGAGAGACGAGUUUCUGGGUCGGAUCAAUGAAAUUGUCUAUUUCUUGCCGUUCUGUCACUCCGAGCUGCUGCAGCUGGUCAGUAAAGAGCUCAACUUCUGGGCCAAGAAGGCUAAGCAGCGCCAUGACAUCACUCUCCAGUGGGAUCACCCAGUGCUGGACCUGUUAGCGGGCGGGUAUAACAUGCAUUAUGGAGCACGCUCCAUCAAACACGAGGUUGAGCGUCGGGUCGUCAACCAGUUAGCCGCAGCGUACGAGCAGGAGCUGCUGCUCAAAGGCUGCACCCUGCGUCUCUCUGUAGGCCAGGAGGAGCAGAGCGCGCCCAGUCUGCGCCUCGAGGUAGUGGGAGAGGACAGUUCGUCGAGAACGUUGGAGAUCCGUUCACCACUCGACCCUGAAGACUAACAAACAAACAACCCAAAAAGAGGAGUACAGAGGAUCUAUACAGAUAUGUAUGUACCCAGUGUCAUCAUCAUCAUCCU
Monopterus albus (swamp eel) is the source of this 2192-nucleotide messenger RNA. It is a transcript of the gene clpb, whose product is annotated as ClpB family mitochondrial disaggregase. Bases 1 to 2115 code for a protein of 704 amino acids. The transcript has 17 exons. Gene Ontology annotation, molecular function: ATP binding; ATP hydrolysis activity; protein binding. The record is from RefSeq and is a predicted model, not a curated record. Gene Ontology annotation, biological process: cellular response to heat. Lineage: Eukaryota; Metazoa; Chordata; Actinopteri; Synbranchiformes; Synbranchidae. Gene Ontology annotation, cellular component: cytoplasm; mitochondrion.